AUGAUACUAGAAGCAGUGACAUCACAAGAUUUAUGGUUUUGGCAUGCAUUCUAUGGUGUAGCUGGUUCGAACAAUGAUUUGAACGUCCUUUACCAAUCACCAUUGUUUGAUGAGAAAUAUCAUGGAACAGGACCUGAUUGCUCAUUUGAUAUGAAUGGUGAACACUACAAGCAUGGUUACUAUCUUGCCGAUGGAAUAUAUCCAACAUGGGCUGUAUUCGUGAAGGCAUAUCCACAUCCAAUAACAGACAAAAAGAAACGGUUCAAGGCGGCACAAGAAUCAGCAAGAAAGGACGUAGAACGUGCGUUUGGGGUCCUUAAAGGACGUUGGGACAUAUUAAAAAUGCCGGCACGGGCUAUGACGGUGAAGAAAACGAAAAACAUAAUGUAUGCUUGUAUUAUACUGCACAAUAUGAUACUGAAAGAUGAGGGUGCUGCGAUAUCUCCUGUGCAUCAGCCCCCCCCCCCCCCCAAUGACGAAGUCGAAGACCCAGAAAUCAUACAUGAAUUGCGCAAUGAUGAAACCCACCACCAGCUUCGAUCUGAUCUUACCGAUCACAUUGAACAUGUCUACAUUUCAACUUUGGAUAACUAG
This is a messenger RNA of Lactuca sativa (garden lettuce), 594 nucleotides long. NCBI's taxonomy places the organism in Eukaryota, Viridiplantae, Streptophyta, Magnoliopsida, Asterales, Asteraceae. The record is from RefSeq and is a predicted model, not a curated record.